AUCGCGGCGCGUUGCAUCAGCCGAGCACGCAGGUUACCCUGCUGCUUCCCGGGAGCGCCUGACAGUUGUCUUGCGGCGCGGCGCAGAGCUGAGGCGGCGGUUUAUCCUGCCGGCGUAGAAGUGGAGGCGGCCGAGCAGCAGAUUCUUGUUCAGAAGGAGAAGAAGGAAAUAUCUGGAAAGAAGAAAAACAUGGAAGGAACUGGUGAUAGCAGUCGCACAGAGCUUAGUCCAUGGCCUGAAUAUAUUAACCAACGCUUAGAAAUGUACCAUAAACUUAAAGCUGAACAUGAAGCUCUCAUGGCAGAACGAGCUGCUAAAGAAAGCCAGCCCAUUAAAGUGACCUUGCCUGAUGGCAAACUAAUUGAUGCUGAGUCCUGGAAGACUACACCAUACCAAAUUGCCUGUGGAAUCAGUCAAGGUUUGGCUGACAACACUGUUGUAGCUCGAGUGGACAAAGUGGUUUGGGAUCUUGAUCGUCCUCUGGAGAGAGACUGUACCUUGGAAUUACUUAAGUUUGAUGAUGAUGAAGCUCAAGCGGUGUACUGGCAUUCUAGUGCUCACAUAAUGGGCGAAGCCAUGGAAAGAGUAUAUGGCGGUUGCUUGUGUUAUGGCCCACCGAUAGAGAAUGGAUUUUAUUAUGACAUGUUCCUUGACGAGGGGGGUGUCUCCAGCAAUGACUUCCCUGCCCUAGAGGCCUUGUGCAAGAAAAUCAUGAAAGAGAAACAACUCUUUGAGCGACUGGAAGUUAAGAAGGAAACUUUACUGGAAAUGUUUAAGUACAAUAAAUUCAAGUGUCGGAUCUUAAAUGAAAAAGUCAACACUCCAACAACUACUGUAUACAGGUGUGGCCCUUUGAUUGAUCUUUGUAGGGGGCCCCACGUCAGACACACUGGGAAAAUAAAAGCCUUAAAAAUACAUAAGAACUCUUCUACGUAUUGGGAGGGAAAGUCUGAUAUGGAAACCUUGCAGAGGGUUUACGGCAUCUCCUUCCCCGAUGCAAAAAUGCUGAAAGAAUGGGAGAAGUUCCAAGAGGAGGCAAAGAACCGGGAUCACAGGAAAAUUGGACGGGAUCAAGAGCUCUUUUUCUUCCAUGAACUCAGUCCUGGUAGCUGUUUCUUCCUACCAAAGGGCGCUUACAUCUAUAAUACCCUGAUAGAAUAUAUCAAGAGUGAGUAUCGAAAACGAGGCUUCCAGGAAGUUGUGUCUCCAAACAUCUACAAUAGCAAGCUUUGGGUAACCUCUGGGCACUGGCAGCAUUAUAGUGACAACAUGUUUUCGUUUGAAGUGGAAAAAGAGAUCUUUGCCCUGAAGCCAAUGAACUGUCCUGGACAUUGUCUUAUGUUUGAUCAUCGGCCAAGAUCUUGGAGGGAGCUACCCCUGCGCCUGGCUGACUUUGGAGUUUUGCACCGUAAUGAACUGUCUGGAGCACUGACUGGUCUCACCAGAGUGAGGCGGUUCCAGCAAGAUGAUGCUCACAUAUUUUGUGCCAUGGAACAGAUUGAAGGGGAGAUCAAGAGUUGCCUGGAGUUCUUGCGCACGGUGUAUGACGUCUUCGGUUUUUCUUUCAAACUCCACCUCUCUACCCGCCCCGAAAAAUUCCUUGGAGAUGUUGAACUGUGGAAUCAAGCUGAAAAGCAACUUGAAAAUAGUCUGACUGAAUUUGGCGAGAAAUGGGAACUCAACCCCGGAGAUGGCGCUUUCUACGGGCCGAAGAUUGAUAUCCAGAUCAAAGACGCCAUUGGGAGGUACCAUCAGUGUGCCACCAUCCAGCUGGAUUUCCAGCUCCCUCUGAGAUUUAACCUCACAUAUAUGAGCCAUGAUGGUAAUGACAAAACAAGACCAGUGAUUGUACAUCGUGCUAUUUUGGGAUCAGUGGAGAGGAUGAUAGCUAUCCUGACUGAAAACUAUGGAGGCAAAUGGCCACUCUGGUUAUCUCCUCAACAAGUGAUGGUAAUACCGGUUGGACCAACAUGUGAUGAAUAUGCACAAAAGGUGAAGCAGCAGUUCCAUGAUGCUGGCUUAAUGACGGACGUUGACGUGGACCCUGGUUGCACUCUGAAUAAGAAGAUAAGAAAUGCUCAGCUUGCCCAGUACAACUUUAUUUUAGUUGUUGGUGAGAAAGAGAAGUCCUGUGGGACUGUGAAUAUACGUACAAGAGACAACAAAAUUCAUGGUGAGCGUACUGUGGCUGAAACAGUGGAAAGGCUUCUGCAGCUAAAGCAUUCACACUGCAAAAAUGCCGAAGAAGAGUUUUAACCAAAUCCUUUGCUUCUUCACCUCCGGCCAGAGCUAGCAUUCCCUUUCUCCUAAGUUAGUAGUCUUGAAGGAUAACAAUUUUGCACUAUCCUGUAUUUGAAAUGGGACUUUUGUCACAUAAGUCAAACAUGUUUAUAUGUUCAGAAUUCAAACAGAGAUGAAGCUGAAAGUCUUUGUAUGAUGAGGGAGAUCAUUUUGAUUGGCAACUGGAUAAAAGCUUAUGAAAUGAUAGAUAUAAGACCCAAAGAACAAAGGGACAAUGUAAAGACUAAUCCGUGAUUCAGAUACUACAGUAGCAAAUUUGAUCAAUGCUUUUCUUCACAGAAUAAAUUUGGUUAAAAAAUGCCUUCCGAUUUUCAGCAA
Molecule: messenger RNA, 2619 nt
Organism: Candoia aspera
Lineage: Eukaryota; Metazoa; Chordata; Lepidosauria; Squamata; Candoiidae
Gene: TARS1
Product: threonyl-tRNA synthetase 1
Exons: 19
Biological process (GO): threonyl-tRNA aminoacylation
Cellular component (GO): cytoplasm
Molecular function (GO): threonine-tRNA ligase activity; ATP binding
Source: RefSeq, a predicted model, not a curated record